AUGGCAGUUGGAAAUACGUUCGGUGCGACUGUUUUUUCGUCUUACGGUGCAUUUUGGGUUUCUUUCGGCAUCCUUUUGACUCCUGGUGGCUUUCAUAUUGUAGAGAGCAUGGUCAAAGCAGAUGGAAAAACGGGAUUACUCAAUGCACAAGCGCUGUUUUUUGCUGGUUGGUUUGUUUUCACAUCUAUGAUGCUCUUUUUAACCCUUAAAUCAACCAUUGCAUUCUUCCUCUUAUUUUUCUGUCUGGAUUUCACUUUCCUGUUUUGCAUGGUGGCACACAUAUUCAACGAUGGCUCUUUACCUCAUACUGGACUCCUGCGGGCGGGCGGGGCGUUUGGUAUAGUUACUGCUUUUCUUUCUUGGUACAAUGCAUUUGCUGGUCUUGCAGACGACUCUAACUCAUUCUUCAUUGUACCUGCGGUGUAUUUCCCCUGGACCGCAAAGACACAAACAAAAGAGCCGGAGCACGACCAUAUUGCUUAG
Molecule: messenger RNA, 483 nt
Organism: Malassezia globosa CBS 7966
Lineage: Eukaryota; Fungi; Basidiomycota; Malasseziomycetes; Malasseziales; Malasseziaceae
Exons: 1
Coding region: 1-483 (160 amino acids)
Cellular component (GO): plasma membrane
Molecular function (GO): acetate transmembrane transporter activity
Source: RefSeq, a predicted model, not a curated record